Acanthosepion pharaonis is the source of this 1245-nucleotide messenger RNA. NCBI's taxonomy places the organism in Eukaryota, Metazoa, Mollusca, Cephalopoda, Sepiida, Sepiidae. The record is from the annotation of a GenBank genome assembly.
AUGUCCAACUGUUUUCUAUUUCUGUCUGCAUCUUUGUCCAACUCCUUUCUGUCUCCCAAUGUCCAACUCUUUUCCCCCAAUUCUAUGUCUCAUCUGUCUGUCCAACUCUCUAUUUCUGUCUGCAUCUGUCCAACUCUUUCCCCUGCAUGUCCAACUCUUUUCUAUUUAUUUCUGUCUCCAUCUCUCUAUGUCCAACUCUUUCCCCCUUCCCCAAUGUCCAACUCUUUUCUGUCUGCAUCUGUCUCCAACUCAUUUCUGUCUGCAUCUGUCACACUCUCCCUCUAUGUCCAACAUUUUCUAUUUCUGUCUGCAUCUGUCUCCCUCUCCCUCUAUGUCCAACUCUUUCUAUUUCUGUCUGCAUCUGUCACCCUCUCCCUCUAUGUCCAACUCUUUCUAUUUCUGUCUGCAUCUGUCACCCUCUCCCUAAAUGUCCAACUCUUUCUAUUUCUGUCUGCAUCUGUCACCCUCUCCCUAAAUGUCCAACUCUUUCUAUUUCUGUCUGCAUCUGUCUCCCUCUCCCCCAAUGUCCAACUCUUUCUAUUUCUGUCUCCAUCUGUCUCCCUCUCCCUCUAUGUCCAACUCUUUCUAUUUCUGUCUGCAUCUGUCUCCUCUCCCUCUAUGUCCAACUCUUUCUAUUUCUGUCUGCAUCCUCCAACUCUUUCCCUCUCCUCCCUAUGUCCAACUCUUUCAUUUCUGUCUGCAUCUGUCUCCCUCUCCCUAUGUCCAACAUUUCUAUUUCUGUCUGCAUCUGUCUUCCCUCUCCCUGUCUGCAUCUGUCCAACCCUUUCCAUUUCUGUCUGCAUCUGUCUCCUUCUCCCCAAUGUCCAACUUUUUAUUUCUGUCUGCAUUUCUGUCUGUCCAACUCUGUCUCCUGCAUCUGUCUCUAUGUCCAACUCUUUUUGUCUAUUUCUGUCUGCAUCUGUCACCCUCUCCCUAAAUGUCCAACCUUUUCUGUCUGCAUCUGUCUUUCCUGUCUGCAUCUGUCUGCAUCUGUCUCCUUCUAUGUCCAACCCUUUCUAUUUCUGUCUGCAUCUGUCGCCCUCUCCCCCAAUGUCCAACACUUUCUAUUUCUGUCUGCAUCUGUCACCCCCAACUCUCCCUAAAUGUCCAACCCUUUCUUUCUGUCUGCAUUUCUGUCUGCAUCUCCCUCCUCUGUCUGCAUCUUCAUCUCCCCCAAAUCCAACCUUUCUAUGUCCAUCUGUCUCCCAACCUUUUCUUCUGCCCCCUCUCCCUCUUUCUGUUUAA